Messenger RNA from Catharus ustulatus (Swainson's thrush), 4794 nucleotides. RefSeq names its product G protein signaling modulator 2 (gene GPSM2). The record is from RefSeq and is a predicted model, not a curated record. Bases 1691 to 3499 code for a protein of 602 amino acids. Lineage: Eukaryota; Metazoa; Chordata; Aves; Passeriformes; Turdidae. Gene Ontology annotation, molecular function: GTPase regulator activity; protein binding. The transcript has 13 exons.
AAUUAUUCAGUUAAUUACCAUUACGCUAUAAAUACACAAACAAAUCACCACAGCGAUCAUUUUGUGAUCUGCGGAGGUUGCAGAGUACACACUUUUUACUUUGUGCUAUGUCCCUCUAUGGAAGAGAACUUCCAAAUCCCUUGGAUCUGCUGAGCAGCAGGAAUGCUGGAGGGUUGCUGGAGCCUGGGUGGCUUGGGGCCAUUGGCCUGGAUGUUACCUGAGCUGAGGCUGGACAGGCUUCCACAGAGCGCCUGGAACACAGUCUGGCCGGUGUGUGGGCUGCAGUGCUAUUGUAACCUGUGCGUGUCACGCUUCAGAAUUGCAAAAACAAACCCACACCCACUUGUUGAUGCCUGAUAAUUCUAGUGAUGAGCAUGGAAGGGCAAAGUAUUUGUUUAAUUGGAAGAAUGUGGAUUGCCUGUUUGAGGGCUGCUGGCAAGGUAGAGUAGGAUGAGUAGCAUGAAUCUUCACAGCUGGGACUUGAUAAAACUAAUGAGAGGAAAAGGCAUGGACUAUAUUGACAAUUAAAUAUACAGGUUUGCAUAUUCUUCUGAUGACAGUCUGAAUCUGAGCUCUCUUCCUGUCUUUUUGACACCUCUGCAGUCUCUUGAUGAAAUAUGCAUUUGUGAAUUACGCAACUCUAUGUUUACUUAAUAUUAGUACUGAGGCAUAAAUAUGUCACUGUCUCUACUAAAAAUAUGUUUAAAAGUAGGGAAAAUUUUGAUUACAGGGUUUCUUUUCUGUUAAUUUUUCCUAGCCAGCCUAAACAUGUCCAGUAUUUACAUGCUGGUUUCUGCAAUCCCUUUGAAGCAGAGUCAGGAGCUCGCAUUGCAGUGCUGCAGAAUUUUUGAAUAGGAAGCCAGUGGUAUUAAUACCCCGUGCCCUCCAAACUCCCAUACUUCCCCCUUUUCUUUUGGGAGCAGGGAAGAGAAAAGUGAAUAUAGAGCUUAAACCUUUGCUGGCUGCUUUGCUUACAGUAUUCCAGGUGGGACGGUUUCCAGAAUGGAUGAUUUCCAGAUGGGAUUGUGCCCACCAGUUCUGACUGCUGUGGGCCUCCAGCUGAUGAUCAGGGUUUCAGUGGCAGUGUUUAUAUGUAAAGCACUUUGUGAUCGGUUCUAAAUUAUGCCUUUCAGUCUGUAGUUUUCAUCCUGUAAGGAUUUUGCCUGCAACUUCAUGAGGCCAGAAAAUACUAACAAGGGUAAAUUCUUCCAAGUCUUCAAGAGGAGAGAGUGUUGGCUUUUGUUAAACCUCUGUAGCUUUCUCAUUUGCCUACAGGAAUUACCAUGUCUGUGUAGAAGGCUUUGGCUCUGCCUUUAAGCUCUUGAAUGACGUUUCCUGCUUGGUAGGAGCAGUGUUAUGCUUUUACAUCAGCUGUAAAUGCUGAUGAGUUAUUAACGAUGAGACUUCAAGCCAAGCAUCUUGUGUUCCCUUUGCAGAACGGCAGCUGAAUGGAAUUUAAAGGGCCACAGAUGAAAGAAAGAACAUGAACAUUUCUGAAGGUGUGAGAUGUGUCUGGCUGUGACCUCCUUACCUCAGUAAUAAAGAAGAGUUUUUCUACAGGAGCUUAGGAUAUCUUUACUCCAGCUUCUUAAUAUACUAACUGGAAUGGUGCUCUGACAACAAUUCUCCAUAAUAAAGCACUUACCCUACUACAGAACAGUAUUUCUUUCUCUACUGAUAAUGUAACUCAAUGGCGGAAAAUAAUGUUUUGAUAAGCAUGCGUGAAGAUCGUUCCUUUCACGUGCGAUACAGGAUGGAGGCUUCCUGCCUGGAGCUGGCUCUGGAAGGCGAGCGUCUGUGCAAGGCAGGAGAUUGCCGCGCUGGAGUGUCUUUUUUUGAAGCAGCUGUUCAGGUUGGAACUGAAGAUCUCCGAACCCUGAGUGCUAUUUACAGCCAGCUGGGCAAUGCCUAUUUCUACCUGCAUGAAUAUGCAAAGGCCUUGGAAUACCAUCACCACGAUCUAACUCUUGCAAGGACAAUUGGAGAUCUACUGGGAGAAGCUAAAGCUAGUGGAAAUCUGGGCAACACCUUAAAGGUACUUGGGAAUUUUGAAGAAGCUAUCGUUUGCUGUCAGAGACAUCUGGAUAUUUCCAGAGAACUUAAUGAUAAGGUUGGAGAAGCAAGAGCACUGUAUAAUCUGGGAAAUGUGUAUCACUCUAAAGGGAAAAAUGUAGCUAAUGCUGGGACUCAUGAUCCAGGGGAACUUCCAGAUGAUGUGAAAAAUGCUUUACAAAAAGCUGCAAAGUAUUACGAGGAAAACCUGUCAAUAGUGACAGAGCUGGGUGACAGAGCAGCACAAGGGCGUGCCUUUGGAAAUCUGGGAAACACACACUAUCUUCUGGGCAACUUCAGGAGUGCAGUUUUAGCCCAUGAACAGCGUCUCCUAAUUGCAAAAGAAUUUGGUGAUAAAUCAGCAGAAAGAAGAGCAUACAGCAACCUUGGAAAUGCCUACAUAUUCCUGGGGGAAUUUGAAACUGCUGCUGAAUACUACAGGAGGACGCUGCAGCUGGCUCGGCAGCUGAAGGACAGAGCUGUGGAAGCACAGGCCUGCUACAGCCUGGGGAACACCUACACUCUGCUCCAGGAUUAUGAGAAAGCAAUUGAUUAUCAUCUCAAACACCUUGUGAUUGCUCAGGAACUACAGGACAAAAUUGGGGAAGGAAGAGCAUGCUGGAGUUUAGGGAAUGCUUAUACUGCUCUGGGAAAUCAUGACCAAGCCAUCCAUUUUGCAGAAAGGCACCUGGAGAUUUCAAGAGAGGUAGGAGACAGAAGUGGAGAACUCACUGCCAGACUUAAUCUCUCAGAUCUUCAAAUGGUUCUUGGAUUAAGCUACAGCACAAACAACUCCAUGAUGGCAGAAAGCCACGCGGUGGAAAACAGUUUGAAUGGUGGCAGACCAAGAGGACGCCGUUACAGUAUGGAAAACAUGGAACUUAUGAAGUUAACACCAGAAAAGAAAAGCAGUCGUGAGACAAUGGCAGACGAAGGGUUCUUUGAUCUGCUGAGUCGGUUCCAGAGUAACAGGAUGGAUGAUCAGCGGUGCUGCUUCCAGGAGAAAAACAGACUCUCAGCUGCUUCAGUGGCAACAUCCUCUACUCCACCUAAAACCAUGAUAAAAUCCUUUUCCACGUCCGUGGUGUCCCCGCACACGGACGAGUUCCUGGAGCUGCUGGCGAGCUCGCAGAGCCGCCGGCUCGAUGACCAGCGCGCCAGCUUCAGCGAGCUGCCCGGCCUGCGCCUGCGCCAGCGCAGCCAGCCUGUGCUGGGCCACCUCAUGGCCAGCAGCAACAGGGAGCUGGAUGACGACUUCUUCGAUAUACUCAUCAAAUGCCAGGGCUCCAGACUGGAUGAUCAAAGAUGUGCUCCUCCAGGAGCUGCCAAAGGCCCCACUGUACCAGAUGAGGAUUUUUUCAGCCUGAUUUUGCGCUCACAAGCCAAGAGAAUGGAUGAACAGAGAGUCCACUUGCCCUCAGCUAUAAAGGGACCCAGUUCCAGCUGAAGACCCCAGAGGCCUGUACUGUACAGCAGCAUCCUAGGGAUCAUUCUGGUUUGCUGAAAAGCACACUUGCCUUUUUUAGGAUGUCUACAUUAGCAGCUUUGUCUCCUCUCUCCUGAUUUUUCACAGAAAUAGCAGCAGCAUCACACUGGUGAGCAGUAGUUACAGAACUGCCCCUGCUCUUGCGUUUGGCAGCUGCUUUCAGAGCAGUGUCUGAAGUACUGGUACUGUCUCUCCUUAAUUGCCUCUAGUCUAUCAAAAUUAUGAUUUUUUUUCUCUAUCAGUUCUUUCAUUGCUCCUGAGUGGAUUCUACCACUGUUGCAAUCCAGUGUAAGACUUAAAUUUUUAUGUUCUUUCUAAAGAAAACUUGAUUUUUUCCCCCUGAUUUGUACCUCCUGACAAAAAGUUCUGUUUUCUUUUAUACUUUUUUAAAAAAUAAUAAUUUUAAAAAAAGGAGAAAUAGCUUCAGUCUUUAGUCUCUUUACAGAAACACAGUUUCAAAGAAACAAUUUCUAUAUAAAAAAAAUUAAACCCUAGCUUUAAUUCUGUUUAAUAAAAAAUAGUUUUUUCAAACAUGAUGGUUGUUUUGGUAAUAUUUAGUUAAUUGUUUCCUACAUUAAAUUCAGAACAGAAGUUUUCAAGAAGUACUUACUUUCAAGAAACAGCUGCUCAUGCUGCUCUACAGUUUGUGUUGUACGCACUGGGCACCAAUUCCCAUGGGCCUGGGCCAGUUCCUGCAGCACCCAAUUUCCAGUGUCACACACAGGAAAUGUACAGCUGUUGCUUCCUGUACCUGACCUCAGCUCCUCCCAUGCUCUGGCUAAGGACCAGCUGGGCUGGGGGAAUUCUGGGGAACACUGGGUAGCUCCUGGUCCUGGCCCUGUUCAGCUUUAAACUGCCUAAAAACCACCUGCAAAAACAUCAAGUUCUCAUUACACCACGAGGAAAUCCAUAAGCUGAUCUAAAACCAAGCUGGCAAGAAGCAAACUGAUUUUAAAGAACAUAAACCCAAAGACAGACCUGAGACAUCUGAGCUAGGAAUUAGUGUUACGGGAAUUACACAAAACUUACUACACAAACCCGAUUUCCAAAAAGCAGCAACACUCCAGAAGCCUGGGAUUUUUUGGGCACUUAAAGGUGUAUCAUCUUAACACCUUUAUUUCAGACUCCAGCCAUAGUGCAUGUACUCACUCUCCCAGAUUUUACAACCCCACCUAACAGCUUUCUGAUGUUCUCUCUUCCACACUUGAAAAUGAAAGUAGAAUUAGCAAGUACAUGACAAGUAAAGGUAAGACAAA